Spinacia oleracea (spinach) is the source of this 1883-nucleotide messenger RNA. RefSeq lists its product as uncharacterized. Lineage: Eukaryota; Viridiplantae; Streptophyta; Magnoliopsida; Caryophyllales; Amaranthaceae. The record is from RefSeq and is a predicted model, not a curated record. Bases 1186 to 1626 code for a protein of 146 amino acids. The transcript is spliced from 2 exons.
AUCUGGUCCAAAAUCGUUUAAAAUCGUUAUUUCUCCCCUCUACUGCUGCGACACUACAAGUUACUCCGUACGAUGGUCUAACUGUUUGUACUUCGGUAUUUGAUCACCCGAUUCCGAAAUAUUUUUCCACUAAAAUUCCGACGAAAAUGUGUUCAGAACAAGCAACCAUCAUCUUCCCACACUUUUGCGACGAUAAAUUAUUUAGUUCAACAUAGUAUAAAUUCAAUUGUUGAUAUUGGUUGGUGGAUGAUUCUCUACCCCUCAUGGAGUACUCCAUACAAGUCAUUGUGCCCACCGAGCCGGGGAUGGAAGAUGACCAGUGAGGCAGUGAGAUUGAUGUGGAUACAUCGUGCAACAAGAUAGAUUUGAAGGUAGUUCACUCUUUCACUAGACUGUUGAAUGGAUUUUGGAUACGUCGUGCAAGAAAAUAGAUUUGAAGGUAGCUCACUCUUUCACUAGACUGUUCAAUGAGAAACUGAAAGGUAAGAUUCUUUGGCAUUCCACACUUACUAUUGAAUUUGAAGGUAGACACGGAGUUCUAGUAUAUGCAUUUGUUGACUACGAAAAAUGGGGGAAGGAACUAGUAAAUACUCUGUCAGGAAAGGAGCUUUUUGUUUUCCGUUGGAUAAAAACUCAUCAUGGAUGUUUUUCACAGUAGGGAGUGACAAUUAGGCUCCGUUUGGUAGGGCGUACAUUUUUUAUGGGAAAUGAGAUGAUGAAGUUGUGGUUGAUGGAUUCUCGCAGUUGAUCAGAAUUCAGAAACUGUCAUUGAUAUGCUUUUCUGUGAAAAGAAAAGGACUGCGAUAGCGUAGAAAGGAGAAUAAUACCUAAUUUAUAGUUGACUAGAAAGGCAGCUAAUUUCAGGAAAUGAUGGUUAGUAACACCAUUAAUUACACUGUGAAAAGAGACUAAUAGGAAAAGGUUUAAUAAUUAAGCAUCUGAAAUCUGUAUUUGGUAGAAAGUUAUGCUUUUAGUUCUCUAAGGUAAUCAUAUAAUCUCUAGAUUUCUCUAUGGUUAUAUAUGACAGGAAGCCUACAAAUUGAUGGGUUACCUUUCACAAGGGCUAAUUACCCUUCAUUAUUUGUUGUUUAAGCAAUACAUUGUCCAUUACCCUCUUAAACUAACCAUUUGCAUUAUCUUUGAUUAGUCUCUUAUACUUCUUUUUUCUUAAUCUGAUUAUACAAAAUGGAAAGUGAAUAUAUUUCCAGAAAGCACUUGUUUGAUAUCAGUAAGUCAAAGCGAACCAGAAGAACGACAUUGUAUCUGACCAGAGUUGAGGAAGAUGUCAUCGCUCCAAAUCCUUUACCAGAUUCAGAUCAGAAGAACGAAAAUGAUCAAACUGAGACCAGUGAGAAGGAGAAGCAUGAGCGUGUAAAGCUGAAGCAGUUUAUCAAUGUUGAUAGCAAAGCAGACGACGAGUCAUCUGAUAAAGGUAGGGCUGAACUUGGUCAAUAUUUUGCUGAUGAAAAGCAGCUUCAGCUGGUCAUAAAACAGCCUAAAGAAGAUGGGCGCCAAGGAGUGAAACUCAAAAAAAUAGUCAAGGGGUAUGUUAAGGCCUUAAGCCAGAUGGUCAAGUCUAAGCGUAACCAACGCCUGGAGAAACCUGCUCUCCGUCUUACUAUGUAAAUUCAAAGGUUAAACAUCUGAGUAUAGUUUUGGCAGAUCCAUAAUAUUCCCAUAUAUAUAUAUAUAUACUUUUGGAGCUUUUUCAGUUCAUAUGUUGGGAGUAUUAUUGUUUUAGCUUGAAUAAAGAAAAUUCUGUAAUUUUUGGGCCUGUACUUUGCACAUUCGAAUGGAGACGAUUUUCAGCUUGCUGCAUAUUGGUGUAACAUAAAAACAUAUUGUUAUAUGAAUGAGAUUAUACAGAUCAGGAACUUCCUUUC